AUGAGCGGUUGGGCGAGUGGCCAGGCACUCAGCGGAUCGUUCGAUAUACUGACCUACAACGUCGCUGGACUGCCCGAACCCAUCUCCGGCAGCGACCCUGCAGUCAACACCCCCCUCAUCUCGCAACGUCUGAGUAACUACUCCAUCGUCCACGUCCAGGAAGACUUCGGCUACCACUCCGAGCUGCUAUCAUCCGAUACACACUUCUACCGGACAUCCCACAGCGGUAAUGUCCCGCUCGGCAACGGUCUCAACGCCCUAUCCUCGUACCCAUGGUCCGACCACCAACGGCGCACGUGGGCCGCCUGCUGGCCCAACAGCGGCGACUGCCUGGCAGCCAAAGGCUUCACGGCGAUGCGAAUCCAACUCGACGACGGCGUCGUAGUGGACUUCUACAACCUGCAUGCGGAGGCAGGCGACGACAAGCUCGAUUUCCAGGCGCGGACCGUGGGGUUCCAACAGAUGAGUAACUUCAUCGGCACGUAUUCGCUCGGCAACGCGGUUGUUGUCGCGGGGGAUACGAAUACGCGGUACACAUCGUCUCAGGACCCGGCGAGAUUGCUGAAGGAGAAGAACGGGCUAGCGGAUGUGUGGGUCGAGCUGUUCCGCGGCGGGAAUCCGCCCGGCCAUGGCGGCAGCAUCGAGUGUCGCUUCCCGGUGCCCGCCGGGCAGGAGAGGAUGGAUUGCGAGCAGAUCGAUAAGGUCCACUACCGCGGGAACCGCCUCCUGAGGCUGGCAGCAACGGACUUCAUCAACCAGAAUACGGCGUUCCUGACGGCGAGCGGUGGCCCGCUCAGCGAUCACUUUCCGAAUCAGGCGGUGUUUGAUUACGAGCUUUCGCCGUCGAUGAGGGCGGGGCCAAGGAUCGUUGGCGGGACGCAUAGUACGUGGUUCAACGAUGCGACGGGUGGGAGUGUGGGCUCGUGGGGGGAUGCUACGGCGAGGGCGGUGGUGAGCUCGAUUACUCUCCGCGGCGGGAGCCGGGUGGAUAAGGUGGCGUACACGAUGUCGGACGGAAGGAAGAUCCCGCACGGAGGGAGCGGCGGCGGGGAUCGGACGUUGAAGCUGGACGCUGGGGAGAAUAUCAACCGUGUCGAGGUCUGCAUCGGUGUCAGGAGUGGUGGGUCGCGAGGUGUGUUCUCGGUCACCGUGGAUACCGAUCGAGGGCGAAGUGUCAGGACCGGCAGUGGGACGGGCGAGUGCGAGGUGUGGACUCCGCCUUCGGGAGGAACCUGGACACUGGUGGGCUUUCAGGGAUGGACAGGGAGCGAGGUGGAUGCCCUUGGGGUUGUUUGGGGUAAGCGGUGA
This is a messenger RNA of Tricharina praecox, 1308 nucleotides long. Its product is annotated as Endonuclease/exonuclease/phosphatase. Gene Ontology annotation, cellular component: cytoplasm. Bases 1 to 1308 code for a protein of 435 amino acids. The record is from RefSeq and is a predicted model, not a curated record. Gene Ontology annotation, molecular function: sphingomyelin phosphodiesterase activity. The transcript is spliced from 2 exons. Lineage: Eukaryota; Fungi; Ascomycota; Pezizomycetes; Pezizales; Pyronemataceae.